AUGGAGACCACUAACAUCGCCGCUGCCGUCAACAACUACCUCUCCGCCGGCGGCCUCAUCUCCGCCGCCAAUCAAAACCCUAGAAGGGACCGCGACCGCGACAAAUCGGCUAUAGUUAUCGGCGAUGGCAGACGAGGGUCCGGCAGCCGCAAAGCUCCCGGCCCGACCGCCCCCAAAAUCACGCGGCCCUGCACCGAGUGCGGCAAGCAGUUCUGGUCAUGGAAGGCCCUUUUCGGCCACAUGCGCUGCCAUCCCGAGCGCCAGUGGCGCGGAAUCAACCCCCCGCCCAAUUUCCGCCACCACCGCCCACCGCCGCCGGAGACCAACGAGGAAGACUCCGAAAUGGCCGAGUGUCUGUUGCUGCUGGCCAACGGGACCCCAGCUCCCGAUUAUCAGAAGCACUGUUGCUCGAGCGCCGGCGGUUUCGAGUGCUCCGGAUGUAAGAAAGUGUUCGGUUCUCAUCAAGCCCUCGGGGGCCACCGAGCGAGCCACAAGAACGUUAAAGGCUGUUACGCCAUUAACAAGAAAGAUGGAGAUGGUCAGGGUCAGGGUCAGGGUCAGGUUCAGGGUCAGGAUCAGGAUCAGGAUCAUCAGGGGGGAGUUAGGGUUGAGGAUUGUGUGAAUAUUGGGGAAGAAGACGAUGAUGGGCACAAAUGCAGCAUUUGUUUUAGGGUUUUCACGAGUGGUCAAGCUCUUGGUGGGCACAUGAGGUGCCAUUGGGAUAAGUCCGUCGAGGAAUCGUCUAGGGUUUCCCAUGCCUUUGAUCUGAACACGCCGCCGCCACCGCCGCCACUCCGGGAGAAGGAUGACGCCGCCACUUCUGCGCUUUAUUCUUCGAUUGAAUGUGAGGAUGAUUUGGAUUUAAGGUUAGGGCUAUGA
Molecule: messenger RNA, 879 nt
Organism: Andrographis paniculata
Lineage: Eukaryota; Viridiplantae; Streptophyta; Magnoliopsida; Lamiales; Acanthaceae
Product: zinc finger protein ZAT3-like
Exons: 1
Coding region: 1-879 (292 amino acids)
Source: RefSeq, a predicted model, not a curated record